AUGGCGGCCUCCGAGGGAGGUCCYCAGGGACCGAGAGCGCCUUCUCUCCAGAGAGCCUUCAACAGUUUACGAACUGGAUCCCCGUCGGUGAUGCUGCACUCAGAAAAAGGGCGCUAUCCUUGUUGGUCUUCUUUCCCCAUGGGGCAGAAACAGAAAAGCACUUUCAGCAAAGACUCCUCCUACCUUCUCCAGCAGCUCAUUCACCGCUACCAGGAGUCGGAGGCGGAAGGAGAAGACUACCAGGGCGAGCCCGAGGGAGAAGGGGAAUCCGAGGAGUCCUCCGAGUCCGAAAUGCUGAAUUUGGAGGAGGAAUUUGAUGGGGUCCUGAGAGAGGAGGCUGUGGCCAAGGCCCUCCAUGAAUUGGGGCGCUCAGGCCCGGGGACCGAGCAGGUCUAUCUCAACCUGACUUUAUCAGGCUGUGAUUUAAUCGACGUUAGUAUUCUAUGUGGCUACGUCCACCUACAGAAGUUGGAUCUUUCAGCAAAUAAAAUUGGAGAUUUGUCUUGUGUGAGUUGCAUGCCUUAUCUUCUAGAACUUAAUGCUUCUCAAAAUAAACUGACUUCAUUCUUCAAUUUCAAGCCACCCAAAAAUCUCAAGAUGGUGGAUUUUUCCAGCAAUCAAAUCUCUGAAAUGUGUAAUUUGUCGGCAUACCAUGCUCUCACUAAACUGAUUUUGGAUAACAAUGAGAUAGAGGAAAUUAGAGGACUAGAUAUGUGCAGUAGCCUCACCCACCUUAGUUUGUCCAACAACAGGAUCAUGACAAUUAGUGGCUUAAACUCAUUACCCAUCAAAAUACUUUGUCUGAGCAAUAACUGCAUUGAGACCAUCACGGGUUUAGAGAAUCUGAAAGCCCUGCAGAACCUAGAUCUGUCCCAUAAUCAGAUAUGCAGCCUCCAAGGCCUAGAGAAUCACGACCUCCUGGAAGUGAUCAACCUGGAGGAUAAUAAGAUUGCUGAGCUGAAUGAAAUAGAAUACAUUGAAAAUCUUCCUAUUCUCCGAAUUCUCAAUCUUCUAAGAAAUCCAAUUCAGGAAAACCCCGAUUACUGGUUAUUUGUAAUAUUUAUGCUACUGCGACUCACAGAAUUAGAUCAGAAGAAGAUUAAAGUAGAAGAAAAGGUUUCAGCAGUGAAUAAAUAUGACCCUCCCCCUGAAGUGGUCGCAGCCCAAGAUCACCUGACUCACAUUGUCAACAGCGUCCUGCAGCCACAGAGGAUCUUUGACAGCACUCUUCCCAGUCUGGACGCACCUUAUCCCAUGUUGAUACUUGCUGGUCCUCAAGCUUGCGGGAAACGAGAACUUGCUCACCGCCUCUGCAGACAGUUUAGUACUUACUUCAGAUACGGGGCCUGCCACACAACAAGACCACCUUACUUUGGAGAAGGGGAUCGAGUUGACUAUCAUUUUAUUUCUCAAGAAGUUUUUGAUGAAAUGCUGAACAUGGGGAAAUUCAUUCUAACAUUUAAUUAUGGUAAUCACAAUUAUGGAUUAAAUAGGGACACCGUAGAAGGUAUCGCAAGAGAUGGAUUAGCAAGCUGUAUUCAUAUGGAAAUAGAAGGUGUAAGAAGUUUGAAAUACUCCUAUUUUGAGCCUCGCUAUAUCUUGGUGGUGCCCAUGAACAAGGAAAAAUAUGAGGGACAUUUGCGAAGAAAAGGAUUAUUCAGUCGUGCAGAAAUUGAAUUUGCUGUCUCCAGAGUGGACCUUUAUAUUAAAAUUAAUCAGAAAUUUCCAGGGUAUUUUGAUGCAGUAAUCAAUGCAGAUGAUCUGGAAGUUGCCUACCAAAGGCUGAGUGAGCUCAUUAGAGAAUACCUGGGAUUGACUGAGGAACCUGCCACGAGCUUGGCUCCGACUGCAGAUGUUCAGACAUCCCACCUGGAAUCUGAAGACGCUCCUAGGAAGUCUACUGCUUCGAAUAUAUAUGAUUUCCGGGAUCCCACAGACAGAAACUACUUUGCUAAAUUAUGGGCCAAACUUUCAGCCAGAAAAACACCAGUGGAAAGAGAUUCUGUGCACAGACAGCACGAGGCAGCCCGGCAGGCACUCAUGGGAAAGACGCCUCCUGGUCAUACACUCCUAUUUCAAAGGGGUUCGGUACCAGCACCUGUGAUCAAUGGUCUACAAUAUUUCAAUGGCCUACAAUAUUUUACAGCUUUAGAGGACCUACAUAAAAGUUUUGAGCUUUCUGAAGAUUAUUUUAAAUUUCCUUUUGGACCAUAUGCUGAAAAGAGUGGCAAGAAUACUUACUCCAAGAAGUAUUCUGCACUUCACUCUUAUCUGUGGUCAAAAGAAUGGUCUUUUCAGCCCCCAGAGGGCAGUAUUUCCUCACGCCCAGGAUCAGGAGCAAGUGACGGUGAAAUGGAUCAGGCCUUAAAAGCACUGCAUAAACAGUCAUCUUCAUCUGAUAAAAGGACUUUCCAACCCAAAAGACACUCUGGUGCAGUUACAGUCCGCCCAGGUUCCAACACYAAACCUGUCCUCCCUCCAAUUCCUCAGGGCUACAAAUAG
Molecule: messenger RNA, 2502 nt
Organism: Urocitellus parryii (Arctic ground squirrel)
Lineage: Eukaryota; Metazoa; Chordata; Mammalia; Rodentia; Sciuridae
Source: RefSeq, a predicted model, not a curated record